Messenger RNA from Plasmodium fragile, 3870 nucleotides. RefSeq lists its product as uncharacterized. The coding region runs from base 1 to 3870 and encodes 1289 amino acids. Gene Ontology annotation, cellular component: cytoplasm. The record is from RefSeq and is a predicted model, not a curated record. Gene Ontology annotation, biological process: protein refolding. Lineage: Eukaryota; Apicomplexa; Aconoidasida; Haemosporida; Plasmodiidae. The transcript has 2 exons.
AUGAAAAAGAACAAAGCCACGGAAAACUAUUACCUUAAGGAACCCCCAUGUAACCAUGGCAACAAUGCGCUAAACAAUUGCUCAAGCUAUUUCGACAUAAGUCAAAUUAAACAGUUAUAUGCCCCCCAAAGCGGCAAUGGAUAUGAACAGAUUUUUUCCCUCCCUCGUAAAGUCAAGAAGACAGGGAGAAAAAGUAAAAAAGAAAUAUCCAACUCAAAAGGUGCCAUUCUUUCAUUCCACAGUGACCAGUACCAAAAUGACACAAAAAACCCAGUGCCCAUAGCAAUAGGACAAAGGAAAAAAAUGAAAUUGAACGCGCCGAAUGAAGAUCCCCAAUUUUGUUACAGCAAUACCUUUGACCAAACACCCAGAAAGCACUUCUCAUUUAACCAUACGGAUCCACGAAAUGACGAAUCCCCAGAUUUCUAUUAUCCUAGUGGCAGUGUUAGAAAAAGUACUAACAAAACGGCGAGUAGUAGAAACGGUUCAUUAAACAAAUAUGAUUUUAUUAGGUUUGUUUGUUCUCCAACCAAAAAAAGUGUCGAUAAUAAAAGCGCAAAAUGUGAUAGUGAAAUGUGCACCCCUGCGAAAAAUAGCACCACCGGAAAGGACGCUUCCAAAAAUGCCACAAAAGUGGACGCACAAAAUGAGUCCAGUUUUGAUCCCAAAGGGGGUGCAAAGUGUGGACAACAUGUUGGUACACACGGGGCCACUAACAAUGACACAAAGGAAGAACACAAAGGUGGCAUAAAUAACUACCCCCAAAGUGGCGCAAUGAAUUGCCCCCCAAAUGACCAAUACGAUGGCAAAAACCAAAGCAGCGGAAGUGCACAAGAGAACACCCCCCAAAACGUGGCGCAGAACAACGGACUGAUCGACCUCGAUAGCCACGACUCCAUCGACAGGCUUAGUAGAAACUUUUUCAUAAACAACAAAAAGAUUUUCAUUACGCACUUUCGAAAAGACAAGGACGCACAUGCUAAACGUGCCAGUAGUCAUUCGCAUGGAAAAGGUGGGAACGUUCCUCUUCGUUACGAGGCACCAGAAGAGGGAGGGAACAAAGAAAAAAAUGAACACAACACAUGUAGGGAAGAUGCUGAAGAGGUAACCCCCCCAGCUGCUGAAACUUCACACUGGGGUCUCUUUACAAAAGUGAAUUCCCCGAAUUGUGAAGACUAUGUUCAAAGCGUGGAGGAAAUCCACGGAGUGGAAAACUGCAUUGGAGAGGAUUACUACGCAAGGGAAAACAAAGCCGAACACGACGCGUACAACGAAGAUGAUGAGCACCAUAAUUACGACACACGCAACUCCGACGAAGAGCCAGCUGAUAGUAGCACCUUCCUGCCAGACAUGAACUCCUUCGUGCGAAAAAACUGCAACGGGACAAAAUCGCUGUACAGCCACCUGGACGUCCCCUACAAUGGCAGCAAGGAAGAAAUCAAAAAGUCAUACAAGGAAAAAAUAAAGGUGCACCACCCAGACAAAGGAGGAAGCAUAAAGAAGUUUCUUCAACUCAAGCUCUCUUAUGACAUACUAACAAAUGAUAAAAAAAGAAAAAUGUAUGACAAAUAUGGACACAGCAUAUUAGAAUUAUUAGUGAGCGAAAAAUUUCAAAACUAUGAAAUAUGUUCAUCUGAUGGAGAAAAUAGCGAAAACGAAAUUGAUGAGGAAAACGUAAAGAUGUAUGACUUGUUUGUGCAAAAGUACAACAACACAUCGUACUUACACAACUUACAAGAUUUGAAAAUGGAUAGCAAUCAGUACAAUGAAUUUCAAAAAUUAAUUUUUCAUUUCUUUCAUCAUGAGAAUCCCAUGUUUAACAACACCUUCCAUUUAUUCCCAGCCUACUCUCCCUCUGUCCCUCCGUAUAGGAAAAAAAAAACAGACAAAUCGAAAACAAAUAAAAUAAAGCAAGUUGAAAAAAAGGCAGAUAAAAAAAAAAUUCCUCAUUUGGGAUUAUCAAGCAGCUUGGAGAAUUCCCCUGACUGUUCUAUCCGGACAAAUGAUCUGAUCAGUUCUGGAGGAAGUUCCACAUCUCGAAAUCAGUCCCCCUCAAAUUACAGCACAACAAAGGAAUGCUCAAUUUAUGAUUUACUAAGUACAGAACAUAUCACUAAUCUGUUUAACGAGCUGGAGGAUGACUUUAAAUAUUUUUACCAAAAAUGCAUCGUCCACAAAAUAGAGCAAUCAGAAAUGGCUAACAACUCCAAGUAUGGCAAAAAACGGGUCACAAAAAUGGUUAACCCAGAGGGUGUACAUUACAUGGAGGGGAAAUUCAACAGUGAUGAUGCCUCCACACCCAUCAAGGAACAUACACACCACCCCUUUGAACAGUCACCCUACGAUGAAAAUGUCGCCACUCCCCUAGCGCAGUGCCAACUCUCCCACGAAAAACACAUCUCCAAUCAUUUCAACCGAAACGAAGACACACACUCUUUCCGAGAUAUUCAGACCUCCCCAAUUGCGUACAAAAUUAUAAACGAAAAUAACGAGAGACACAUAACAGAGUUUUACAGGUGGUUUGAAUUAUUUUUCAAUCACCACCAGGGGGCGCAAACACCCAGUCAACCGGCCAAUGAAACUUCGAAUGAAGUACCUAACCACGCAACGAAAAGCGAUCACCUCAUUUUUAGUGAUAUUCCCCCCAACUCGCAAAGUGGAGCGUCCACACCCACCGCUGCUCAACCCCCCAGGACACAAGAAGAAACACAUGCAGCACAAACUAGCGAAACGGACGCGCAAAUCAAGUCGGACCCAUUUAGACCGUUUCAAUAUGGUGCCCAAAAAUUCUGCUCCUUUGGGCAAAUUCCUCAUAGCAGUAGUGACACCCCGAAUGCGCAAGUGAAUAGAAAUGCCCAAUACGGAGGGAGCCCCGCGAAAUUUGUACAUGAUAACAGCGCAAAAACCAAACAUCACCACGGCGGAGGAUGCACCCACUUCCAGACAUACCCAAACGCAACACCAACGCGUUCAAACACCACUUCACAGAGAAGCGAAAGAAAAGGAGAUAAGCCUAAUACAUCGCCAGAAAAAAACGCACACAAAAUAACCCCAUUGCGCACCAGCAGCACGAAGAUAAAAGAUAAUAACCUGACACUCAAUAUUGAAGAAAAAUAUGGCUUCAAUUUGCUAAAAAAAAGUGAACAAAAAAUUAAAGACAUAACACACGAUUUUAAUUACAUAUAUAUAGGAAGUAAUAUAAUGAAGAAAAACAAAUUUGUCCUUUUUGUAAAAGAAGAAAGUAUAAAAAAGUUUUUAAAAGUUAAACUGCUCAUCGAGAAAAUUAAAAAAAAAUCAAAUUUGAAACUCAUAUCUGUAUUCGAAAAGGAAAUAGAAAAGAGCAUAAAACAUAUGGAAUAUAUUUUACUCCUGAUAACACACAAAGAUGAAUUCCUUCCACUGAACGAUUUUUAUCUACUGGACAAAAAUAUUUUUACAAAAGAUCAUUAUUGCAUACCCCUAUAUAUAAAAAAGAACAGCAUAAGCAGACCGACCCAUUUUCACAUCAGAUGGAUUGUAUACACCAUACAAUCACUCAUCUUUUUUAAUUUCUUUUUUAAAAAAGUUAAUAAGUAUAUGUGUGCAUUCCCCUUUUUUAAUUACAAGUAUAAUUUAAUCAAACAUUUUUUGGACCAUGAAGAAGAAAAAAACAAUACUGUCCACCACCAUAUAAAAAAUUUUUACAUUUUUUUCCACAAGUACAUCAUCAAGAAUAAGCAGCAAUAUUUGAAGUACUUUCCGCACUCCAUCAUUGUGCACUUAAAAAAUGACGAAUCGCCACAUGAUCAGAGUAAGAAGCCCGUGAGCGUAAACAUGUCCUCCAUUUUGGUGCUGACGUCGAACAAGCCUAUACCCUCUGCGGAAUGGUAA